UUUCGAUCAAAAUGUGCCAGUUGUUGGUGAAAACUGUUGAAUUUUUGCUUUGAAUAGAAAUACUGAAAAUGGCAGAGGAACAGCCUCCGUUGAUGCUCUGUUUAGAGAAUGCAGCCGGUGAGGAGGUGUCUCUCAAUAUCGAGCCGAAUGAUGAUUUCCACUCCUUCCUAAUAAAAGCCAAGUUUUGCGAGCGCCUUUUCGCAGAAUUCACGGAGUUGGUUGAGCAUGGUGAUGUUCACAAGCACGUGACAGAAGACGGAGAGGUGUUUCCGUGCCCUUUGUGCUUUUAUGGAUACGCCAAUUUUAAAUGGCUCAAGGGCCAUCUUAAAGCAGCUCACGAUAAAGCUCCGAAGCCCCGAACUGAAAGCAAAAACGACGAUGAAAAGGAAGGAUCACCAACACAGUGUGAGCAGUCCCCAGUGGCUAGAAGAACUAGGAGUAAUGAUAAGAAAAGUGGCGACGAUUGUAAAGAUGAUGUAUCGAAGUCGGAAGAGGAGAAUACAAAAUCAGGGGAACCUGAAACGGAAAAACAAGAAUGCACAAUGGAAAUCAAGUUAGAAAUUAAACAAGAGGCCUUAGACACAAGCGACGAAGAAGCAAUAUGGAUCGUUCAUACCGACGACACACCGGCAGAACAGCUACACUCUCUUCUGCAUUCAAAUCAUGGUGGACAUGUCAACACAUAAAUGCAAGCGACGAAACCGGAAGCGGAAGAGCUCGGGCAAGGAUGAAAAUGUCACUUUAUCCUCUCAGAAGGACACUGUAAAG
Molecule: messenger RNA, 768 nt
Organism: Leguminivora glycinivorella
Lineage: Eukaryota; Metazoa; Arthropoda; Insecta; Lepidoptera; Tortricidae
Exons: 8
Coding region: 69-686 (205 amino acids)
Source: RefSeq, a predicted model, not a curated record